ACCCGAGCGGGGUUAACAACGGAAGAAGGAGACAGAAGUGGGAUGGAGUGAUGCUGACCAGCAAGAGGACCCGGAGAGAAACAACGGGACCGCGGUGACCACAGAGAAGCAGAAAGACCGAGACGAUGGUUGGCCUGAGAAACCGGUCCACGUGGGCCCCACUUCUCCUCAAGGCCUCCUGCAUCAAGUCCUGUGCCAACGGCUGCUCCCUUGGCAUCACCGCGCAUCUCACCUACGCCAACACAGACACCGAACCUGUGGAGGGUGUGUUUGUGUACCCGCUGGGGGAGAAGGAGGUGGUGGUGGGCUUUGAGGCGGUCAUCGCCGGCCGCAUGGUGGGAGUUCAGAUCCAGAGUCGGGGGAAGCUGGAGGAUUGUUGUCUGGACUGCUGCCCAGGAUCGGGGCUCCACGGCCAAUGUGGCAACGGACGGGAGUGGGGCUGCUGCGGGGCAUCCAGCCUGGACAUGCAGUGUACCAACGGCCAUCUCAUCCUAGAUGAAGACUUGGAGCGAACCACCUUCGUCGUAGGCACCGGGGUCAUUGGCUCGAUGGACAUAGUAUCUGUCAUCAUAAGUACGACCGUGGAACUCCCCACCUUGAAGAGUGGCGCGAUCCGCCUGGUCUACCCCACAGUACUCACUCCCAUCGCCACAGGGCGGGUGACUGCAAGCAAAAGCGAAAAUGGGGCGAAAUCAGAUGAAACAGGACCCACCAGUUGUUUUGGAGCCACCUCUGGGAAACAGGAGAGGGUUUUGGGUUCGGAGCAACAGUGUGCCCAUGCCAUCUUCACCAGCCCUGCCACCAACCUGGCACCCUAUGAGCUCAACUUCCAGCUGCUGGUCCGAGGGGCAUGCCUGCUGGCUGGUCUGGAAAGCCCUACCCAUGCACUCAGGGCAGAUGCAGACCCCAGCGCCCAGAGUGCUUCCUCCACCUACAUCACCCUGGCACAGGAACACCCCUAUGACAGACACAUAGAGGUCAUACUGCACCUCAGCGAGCCUCACAGCCCAUUGGUCAUCCUGGAGAGGGGUCGGCUCACCUUCAGCCAAUACGAGCAGCAGAUCUGUUCCCGCCGCGACUUCAUUCGCUGUGCUCGCAAAGAGCUGGAACCAGAGAAGAAGUUGGAGUUUGUGAGAAAGCGGUACCACAAGGACAUCCUGAGCAGCCCGGUCCUGAUGCUCAACUUCUGUCCUGACCUGCUGUCUGAGCCUCCAGAGCUGCACCGUGCCACCAGGGAACUGGUCUUCCUCAUUGACCGCAGCGGCAGCAUGAGCGGCAGCAACAUCCACCGCAUCAAGGAACCAAUGGUGGUAGCUCUGAAGAGUCUUCCUCCAGGUACCAUGCUCAACAUCAUAGGCUUCGGCACCACCAUCAAAGCCCUGUUCACCACCAGCAAGCUCUGCACAGAUGUGACCUUGGCACAGUCCUGUGAGUACAUCCACAAGAUGAGGGCUGACAUGCGGGAAACCAACCUGCUGGGGGCGCUGUCCUGGGUGUAUCAGCAGCCUGCGCAGCGCUCCUGCCCCCGCCAGGUGUUCAUCAUCACCGACGGCAGCGUCAGCAGUGUGGGCAAGGUGCUGGAGCUGGUCCGCAGGAACACUUGUGCUGCCAGGUGCUUUGGUCUUGGCCUGGGCCCCAGAGCCUGCAGGAGGCUCCUACAGGGCGUUGCCAAGGUGACAGGUGGAACCACAGAGUUCUUGGGUGAUGAGGAGAGGCUGCAGCCCAAGCUGAUAAAGUCCCUGAAGAAGGCCUUUGAGCCAGUCCUCACAGAUGUACGUAUAGACUGGUACCUGCCUGAUAACAUGGAGGCUCUCCUGUCACCCAAUGAGAUCCCUCCGCUUUACCCGGGGAAUCGCCUGAUUGGCUACUGUACCCUGUAUGAUGUGUCUAGCUUCAGAGGCAAGAAGACUGAGGGGCGUGGUCGGGGCUAUAAAGGCUUGUCUCGGGGCUCGGUGGGCUCUGUGUUCGGCCUAUCCAACGACGAGCUGUCCCCUCCCUCCGUGUCUGAGCUCCUCCCUCUGGUUACAUCAUCAGAAGGCGCAGACCUAGAGGAGGCGCUGAGGGAAAUCUCCCGGGAAAUCUCCUCAGAGUUCUCCUGUGCCAAAGACACCGACACUGGGACUAGUACAGGUGGAGCGGUGGAAUGGUCCAGUGAUGUUCGUGGUAGGAUUCAGGAGAGUUCUUACAUCCAGGAGCAGUAUGUUCUGACCCGCUGCUCUCUGAGCAGUGAGAGGGGGCUGCCCUACACCCACACCCCCUCCACCUCCGACUCUAUGGGAGGCCCUUACCCCACUGAUCUGCUCCCCAUCCUGUGCCUGGACACGGGCUCCCUGCCGCAGGGCCUCGAGAAGAUGGCUCCACCCGAACAGAGAAGCACCCUGUCGCGCUGGGGCGAGUCGCCAUGGCAACAGCCCCCCUCCUCAGAGAAUACAGAUUCCGUGUCAGAAAAGGCAGGGCAUCUGUGUGGAGGGGAGGAGUCUCGAAGGAGACAGAGGGCAUUGGCCCGUUCAGCCAUGUCUGCAAGGAGUUUCUCCUCCCCCCAGGGUGAGCUGGACAUGCACCGCCUGCGGAGGGCACUAGAGAGAGUCUCGUUUGAUCAGGCGGUGGGGGGGAGGCUGGAGGAGAGCGAUGGGGAGAACCAGCCUACGCCCAGAGGAGGGCUGUCCCGCAGGAGCCUCACUGACUCCAACGGCCUGCUGUUCCCUGUCUCUCCUCUGGACUGGGACAGCUUCACUGACCCGGAGUACCUGUUUACCGCCGCCCCCCCGGACGACCCCCCCACGCCCCCUGCCCAGUGCCGCUCCCUCAUCCACGGCCUCCUAGGAAGCAAGCCUGUAUCCUGGGAGGUCACUGUGGACCUGACACAACUCUGGGCCCCUGAGGACCAAGGGACAUCCGGGGGAGGAGGAGAAGGGGGAGGAGACCUCUGGGAGGAAAUUAUCCACCAGCUGACAGCUCGCUCUGCAAUCAGGGACUUUGAGAAGAUGGCGGAGAAGGAGAGUGACAUCGAGCACGGGCCUGCUCAGCGGUACCGAAUGAAAGCCAUCCAGACCAGUAAGAGCUGCAACAUCAUCUGUACGUACACAGCCUUUACGGCCACCAACACCAGCAAGGGUCCAUCAGACACUGUGGGAGUGAGAAACACCGGGUUGCGUUUGGGCAAAAGACGGAGCUCCCAGGCAGGCAGUUGCAGACAGAGGGCCUACUCUGUGGGACUGGGUCGACGCCCCUCCAGCAGAGACAGUGAGGAAUUUGAGGACACCUGCAACUCCACAGACAGGGACGAUACUCCUGCCUCCCCAUGCAGCCUGAAGUCUUGGGACAGCAGUGCAGGGGGAAAUCCCUACCCUGCCAGUCCCUCAGCCGUGUCCGGCACCUCCUCCACCCGCUCCCAACGCUCAGUGGAGAGCAAGUCUGUGGAGAGGUUCUUUGGCUCCAGAUUCCCUCUGGGCAGACUAAGGUCAACUAACUCCUCUGGGAAGCAGGCCCCUCUGAAGGGCCACUGUCUGUCUGCUGAGGCAGAGAAAAACACAGACUCUCCAGACUACCUCCCUCUGGUGCGUCUCCAGUUGGCCUCUGGGGCCUUCCUCCUGACAGAGGUCUACUCUGACUGUAUCCAGAUCCCCCUGGACCGUCUGAAGAGGGCAUCCCCCUACAGCCUCCACCGCAGCAGCCUCAGCCCCCCCUUCCGCUGCACCUCCCCCAACGCCCCAACAAUCCCCUCCUCCACCACUACCACGCGCCCAACUGGUACCCCCCUCCACCACACCACCACCUCUACCAAGCCUCCUAGUCUCCCCCAUCACCACACCUCUACUGGUACCAAGCCCUUGAGUGGCCCCCAUACCCCUGACGACCCUCCCCUAAUCCUGGCCCGACUCUGCAGGAGACACUUCUCCGACCGGUGCCAAGAGCCCCUGACGACCCUUCCCGACCCCCCAAGCUCCGAGGAAGGCUCUCCUGACACGACAGGUGGCCCUAUCCCCCAGACCACCCAAGCAGACAGCGGGCGCGGCUCAGAGACUGAUGUCUGUGAGGGUUCUCUGUUGGAUCCAGCAGCUCCAGACCCUCAGGUGUGCGAUCAGCUAGCUCUGGGGGACCUGGAGGGCUCGAGCUGGGCCACGGCCGUGGCUCUGGCCUGGCUAGAGCACCGCUGUGCAGGGUUUUUCAUGGAGUGGGAGCUGGUGGCAGCCAAGGCGGACUUCUGGCUGCGGGGCCAGGAGCUGCCGGAGGGGGUGGACCUGGCCGGGCUGAAGGGGGCUGCCAGGCAACUGUUCAUGCUGCUCCGUCACUGGGACGAGAACAUCCAGCUCAACAUGCUCUGCUACAAUCCCAACAACAUGUGACCACAUAGCCACCAUGUUAAAACCACCACAAUAUGCUCUGCUACAAUCCCAACAACAUCUGACCACAUAGCCACCAUGUUAAAACCACCUCAACAUGCUCUGCUACAAUCCCAACAACAUGUGACCACAUAGCCACCAUGUUAAAACCACCACAACAUGCUCUGCUACAAUCCCAACAACAUGUGACCACAUAGCCACCAUGUUAAAACCACCACAAUAUGCGAAAUGACUUAUUACCAUCCCAACAACAUGUGACCACAUAGCCACCAUGUUAAAACCACCACAACAUGCUCUGCUACAAUCCCAACAACAUCUGACCACAUAGCCACCAUGUUAAAACCACCACAACAUGCUCUGCUACAAUCCCAACAACAUGUGACCACAUAGCCACCAUGUUAAAACCACCACAACAUGCUCUGCUACAAUCCCAACAACAUGUGACCACAUAGCCACCAUGUUAAAACCACCACAACAUGCUCUGCUACAAUCCCAAAAACAUCUGACCACAUAGCCACCAUGUUAAAACCACCACAACAUGCUCUGCUACAAUCCCAAAAACAUCUGACCACAUAGCCACCAUGUUAAAACCACCACAACAUGCUCUGCUACAAUCCCAACAUGUGACCACAUAGCCACCAUGUUAAAACCACCACAACAUGCUCUGCUACAAUCCCAACAACAUGUGACCACAUAGCCACCAUGUUAAAACCACCACAACAUGCUCUGCUACAAUCCCAAAAACAUCUGACCACAUAGCCACCAUGUUAAAACCACCACAACAUGCUCUGCUACAAUCCCAACAUGUGACCACAUAGCCACCAUGUUAAAACCACCACAACAUGCUCUGCUACAAUCCCAACAACAUGUGACCACAUAGCCACCAUGUUAAAACCACCACAACAUGCUCUGCUACAAUCCCAACAACAUGUGACCACAUAGCCACCAUGUUAAAACCACCACAACAUGCUCUGCUACAAUCCCAACAACAUGUGACCACAUAGCCACCAUGUUAAAACCACCUCAACAUGCUCUGCUACAAUCCCAACAACAUGUGACCACAUAGCCACCAUGUUAAAACCACCUCAACAUGCUCUGCUACAAUCCCAACAACAUGUGACCACAUAGCCACCAUGUUAAAACCACCACAACAUGCGAAAUGACUUAUUACCGUCACGACAACAUGUGAUAGUUACCAGUGUUUUCUCCUAAUAGAACUUUGGUGCAGUUGCCUCAUACCUUGAGUCAUUUGUUUUGAAAAUCAGGUUCAGUUGAAAAAUGGCAUUUGCACCUCUGGUUGCUAAUGUGAAUGAGUCUGUGCCCGGUCUACAUGAAAGAAACAGAUUCCAUUUCCCCCAGUGCCUAGAUCAUUUAAAAGCCAUUGACUUAGGUCAAUUGAGACUUGACGGUGUAAACACUACUUGACUAACCCAAGAGGCCUUUAAGUACACCAUAUGAAACUACAAUAUUGACUUGAUCAUGUAAAGCUUACAUUACUUUGAUUUAGUAGAUUUUGUCACUGCUCUAUUUUUUCUUGGCCCAUUAACUGGGUAGUAUGUCUAACUUGCAUUAGUGUAGAAUUUAAUUACUCAAAUGUAUGCUUGUGAAUGAAUGAAAUUUAAUUCAAAUUUCUUUAGAGAUAUGCCUUUUAUUUUCACAUCUUUAUCAACAGAAUAAAACACACCUUUGGAAUCAA
Molecule: messenger RNA, 6039 nt
Organism: Oncorhynchus masou masou (cherry salmon)
Lineage: Eukaryota; Metazoa; Chordata; Actinopteri; Salmoniformes; Salmonidae
Gene: vwa5b2
Product: von Willebrand factor A domain containing 5B2
Source: RefSeq, a predicted model, not a curated record